Rubroshorea leprosula is the source of this 1134-nucleotide messenger RNA. The record is from the annotation of a GenBank genome assembly. Lineage: Eukaryota; Viridiplantae; Streptophyta; Magnoliopsida; Malvales; Dipterocarpaceae.
CCGUGUCCCAGCUCUGAACUUUAUAAUAAAAGCCAGCAGAACAAGAUAAUCUGCUGCUAAUAGGGCUUUUUAAUCUUUUUCUCCUGUGAGAGAAAAUGUUGGGAGUGUUCAGCGGCUCGAUCAUGUCUCCGCCCGAAGAGCUGGUGGCAGCAGGAUGCCGGACGCCGUCUCCGAAGAUCACGUCGGCGGCGCUCGUGAAACGCUUCCUUGACACCAAACCCUCAUCCGUUUCUGUACGGAUCGGGGACGAUGUUCAUGUGGCUUACACUCACCACAACGAGUCCCCUUUACAGCCCAGGGCAUUUGCUGUCAAGGAUGAGAUUUUCUGCUUGUUUGAGGGAGCACUUGACAACUUGGGCAGUCUGAGGCAGCAAUAUGGGCUGGCUAAGUCAGCUAAUGAGGUGAUUCUGGUCAUUGAAGCUUAUAAGGCUCUCCGAGACCGUGCCCCCUAUCCACCCAACCAUGUGGUUGGCCACCUAAGUGGCAAUUUUGCUUUUAUUGUCUUUGACAAGUCUACCUCUACCCUGUUUGUGGCUUCUGAUCAAUUUGGUAAGGUUCCUCUUUACUGGGGAAUCACUGCUGAUGGAUAUGUGGCCUUUGCUGAUGAUGCUGAAUUGCUUAAAGGUGCCUGCGGCAAGUCCCUUGCUUCUUUCCCUCAAGGUUGUUUCUUCUCCACUACGGUUGGAGAACUAAGGAGCUUUGAGAAUCCUAAGAACAAGAUUACUGCUGUUCCUGCAGAAGAAGAAGAGAUUUGGGGGGCUACAUUUAAGGUGGAAGGCCCAUCAGUUCUUGCAGCCAGAGAGUAGAUCUUUCCCCACAUGUUGGUAUCAAAACCUAUCCACAGAAUGAAAGAAAGAGGUUUCAUGUGGUUGCAAUUGGGAAUCCAUGUGAAUAUCUUAAUGAGUGUGCAACUUCUUUUUCUUUUUAAUGGUAUUGUGCUACUGUUUGUAGAAUGGGCAAGGGAAAAGCUGCAACUUUGUUUUGUAGUUAGCUUUAUGUUCCUAGGAACUUGCUGUCAGAAUCAGUCUAUUAUCUUUUCUUCUUUCAUUGUAUAGCUCCAACUUCUAGUUUAAUAAAAGUUGUUGCUUGAGGGUCUGAAAUCUGUUAUCCUGAAAUCCCUUAUUGCCAUGGUUU